GCCCUGCUGGGCGCCGUGCUGGGCUGCGCGGUCGCGGCGCUCAUCCCCGCGGCCGACGUGAAGGUGGAGGUGCUGCAGAAGCCCUUCCUGUGCCACCGCAGGAGCAAGUGGGGGGACAUGAUGCUCGUGCACUACGAGGGCUUCUUGGAGAGGGAUGGCUCCCUCUUCCACUCCACCCACAAGCAUAACAAUGGUCAGCCCAUGUGGUUUACACUCGGCAUAAGGGAAGCAAUCAAAGGCUGGGAUAAAGGUUUGAAGGACAUGUGUGUGGGAGAGAAGCGAAAAUUAACUAUCCCACCUUCCCUUGCUUAUGGAAAAGAAGGAAAAGGAAAAAUUCCUCCUGAGAGCACGCUGAUAUUCAACAUUGACCUUUUAGAAAUCAGGAACGGACCAAGAUCUCAUGAGUCAUUCCAAGAGAUGGAUCUUAAUGAUGACUGGAAACUAUCCAAGCAAGAGGUGAAAAUUUAUUUGAAGAAGGAAUUUGAAAAGCAUGGAGCAGUGGUAAAUGACACCCAGCAUGAUGCUUUGGUGGAAGACAUAUUUGAUAAAGAAGAUGAAGACAGUGAUGGAUUUAUUUCUGCAAGGGAAUUCACUUACAAGCAUGAUGAGUUGUAGAAAAAUGUGGCAGAAUUUCUUAUGAUGCAGAAAUGGCAGUGACUUGGAGAAUGUUGGAUUCUCUCAUCUUCUUUAUUCAUUGUUUUCAAGCUGA
Molecule: messenger RNA, 709 nt
Organism: Tinamus guttatus (white-throated tinamou)
Lineage: Eukaryota; Metazoa; Chordata; Aves; Tinamiformes; Tinamidae
Source: RefSeq, a predicted model, not a curated record